AUGUUGCGCGCCUCGCUGUUUACUGCCCUCGUCUUCGCGCUGGCCCCGACGGUCACUGAAGGAGCUCUCUCCGUCACGUCCACGGAGCCGUCUCGUGCCAACGGCCUUAAAGGGGCCUUCAUCGAGAAGGUCUGGACUGUGAGCGGGGAAGACGGAGACGUGCUCGACGACCUCAAGGUCCAAGUCGCUGGCAAUGUCUUCGUGGACUACGACGCUUCUCUCCGCACGGCCGAGAGCGGAGUCGCUGCCAAGGUCGUCCUGCGCAGCAGCUCGCCGGACAUGCUCGACAUCGUGGACGUCAGCAUCCACAGCGCGGAGGGCAGCGGCUUCCGCGUCCACUACACGAACGAGAACGCUCGAGUGGCGGGCGAGAUCGUCACGCAGAUCAUCGUGAGCGACCCGAACGUGGUCUCGAGUCUGAGCGCCAUCCACGCGGACGGCAUCGUGGUGGGCGACGGAGUUGUCGUGGCCAACGAUCCGUCCGCCAGUCUGAACUUUGAGGUUAGCAGCGACGUCGACGUCUACGUGGGCUCCUUGACCCAAGACCACUACGAGCUGAAGUCCAUUGACAUCGAGAGCUCUGGCGACGGCAAGGUGCAGUUCCUGGCUUCUUCCAUCCAAGCCAACAGCCUCACCAUCUCUCUCACUGGAGACAGCAAGGCAAUCGUUGAGGCUACGGACACGAUCACAGUUGACUCGAUGCUGUCGUCCGUCUCGGGUGAUGGCAAGGUCUUCGUGCAGACGGCGAACCUCCAGGCCCAGACGCUCGCGGCGAGUCUGUCGGGAGACGGAAAGGUGUCGUACUCGUCUGCUGGGUCGUGCGUGAACGAGGCCAUUCGUUUGAGUGGAGACGCCUCCGUCUACGCCGGGUCCAUCGUCUGCAAGACCUCGACAGUGCAGACAUCUGGAGACGGCAAGGCCAUUGUUCAGACCACGGACACCCUCACGUCGGUGGGUGGCGGGUCUGUCAAGUACGUGAACGCGCCGCCGCAGCGCAUCGUGUCCAGCUCCAUCUUCAGGAAGCACAGCAACGUCAAGCCGGCCAAGUACAACAAGGUGAAGACGCACCGCCCAUCGCUGCCUCCUACCCGAGCGCCAACGAAUCUUACGAUCGUUCUCAAGGCGGCCUGGUUCGGCGAUUCGCCUCAUGUAAGCGUGUACUCGGGCUUGGGGAACUCGAUCGUCAUCGAUGGAACGGGCUUGGCGGUCACCGACUUCGCAGCGCAUCACCACCACAGCUUUGGACAUUUUGGUGUUGCUGUCGCUGUUGCGUUUGUGGCUGCCGUUGCCGCUGUGGCGUUCAAGCUCCGCGAACGUCAGACUCGUGAGCAGUACAAGCCGCUGGUGUAA
This is a messenger RNA of Phytophthora sojae, 1350 nucleotides long. RefSeq lists its product as hypothetical. NCBI's taxonomy places the organism in Eukaryota, Oomycota, Peronosporomycetes, Peronosporales, Peronosporaceae. Bases 1 to 1350 code for a protein of 449 amino acids. The record is from RefSeq and is a predicted model, not a curated record. The transcript has a single exon.